Pseudozyma hubeiensis SY62 is the source of this 1071-nucleotide messenger RNA. RefSeq names its product alpha/beta hydrolase. NCBI's taxonomy places the organism in Eukaryota, Fungi, Basidiomycota, Ustilaginomycetes, Ustilaginales, Ustilaginaceae. The coding region runs from base 1 to 1071 and encodes 356 amino acids. The record is from RefSeq and is a predicted model, not a curated record. The transcript has a single exon.
AUGGCCACGGAAGCCCUCCUUCCCCUAGGCGCCGCCUACACUGGAGCCACGCAAUCUCAUCUCGACUCUGCCAAAGCCGACGCUGGCAAAGAAUACUUCCCCACCGUCUUCAACCCCGCCACGGUCCACCAGAAAGGCCACGCCGUCAUCGGCGCCGGUCGCUCUGGCCUCACCAAAUCCGGCCCGCUCGACGGCUUCAAACUAUACUACGAGGUGCACGGCACCGGUCCCAUCAAAGUGAUCUUUGUCAUGGGUCUCAACAACUCGUGCUUCGGAUGGUUGCCUCAAGUCGAAUACCUCUGCAAGGAUCCACGAUACUCGUGUCUCGUCUUUGACAACCGAGGCGUCAGCAACUCGGAAACUCCCGCCGGGUGGUACAAGACGUCAGAGAUGGCGGUGGAUGCGUUCGAGCUGUUGAAACAUGUGGGGUGGUUGAAGGAUGGCGAGAGGAGUGUCCAUGUCGCAGGCGUCUCGAUGGGUGGAAUGAUCGCAUUGGAAAUGGCAAGACAGAGACCAGAGGUGAUCAAGAGCCUGACGCUCAUCUCCACUGCUGCAGGGAGGAGGUACAGGACCCCUACGUACGGUCUAACUUCCUUGGCCCGCGUUCUCGGCGGAAGAGUCUUGGGUUUCGACAGCGAACCGUACCGUCUCAACCGUCUCAUCACCACCCUUUUCCCCCAAGUAUGGCUCGAACAACCUUCCACAAAGGAUCCUAAAGGCAGAUCCAACCAGCAAGUCCUCUACGACAUGUUCAAAUGGCGCUUCCACUUUACCAUCCGACAAUCGCUCCACGGCGCAGUCAGCCAGAUGAAGGCCGCUGUCACGCACCACAUCUCCGACGCGGAUCUCGACAAGAUCAACAAGAGCGUAGCCAAGAUCUGCAUCUUGACCGGCGACACGGACUACCUGGUCGAUCCGAGAAACUCGAAGUUCUUGAAGGAGAAGCUGGAGAGCGCAGAGUAUCAUCGCUUCGAAAAGGCAGGUCAUGCGUUGGGUAAUCAGAUUGCGGACAAGGUCAACGAGAUCCUGGAAAAGGUGAUUGCCGAAGGAGAGGAGAGGGCCAAGCUAUAA